CCCGUUCAGACGUGUUUUAGACGAACACUUUAAAUGUGUUUUGAUUUAAAGUGUUCGUCACAAAAUACGAUAUCCAUAAAAAUUUGGAAAACCAUAACAGUUAUAAACAGUAAGAAUGGAGGAGGUGAAUCAUGGAAAUAAGAACGGGUCAAAAUCUGAAGAAGAAGAUAGCAAUGAAGUCGAUUUCGAUACAUUUUUGUCCAGCGCAGGAGAAUUCGGUCGCUACCAAUGGCUACUGUUUUUCUCUACGUUUCCCUUCUACAUUUUUGGUGGCUUCACAUAUUUCGGCCAGAUGUUUAUGACUGAAGCUGCCCCAAAUCAUUGGUGUUGGAUUCCAGAGCUUGCGAACCUGACUGUGGAAGAGCGAAGAAAUAUAGCAAUCCCAACUGAUUCAAAUGACCGAUUCGGAUAUUCCCAUUGUCAAGCAUACGUCGCGAACUGGAGUGAAGUUUUAAGUACUGGUCAGAAACCUAAUUCUUCCUGGCCCGUGGCAACUUGUGUGAAUGGUUGGGAAUUCAAUACAUCUGAGAUUCCCUAUCCAACUAUUUCAAGCGAGAUGGGAUGGGUAUGUGACAGGAGCAGCUACCAAGCUACAGCGCAGUCAUUCUUCUUCGUGGGAUCAAUUGUUGGGGGUUUCAUAGUGGGAUGGAUUGCUGACCGUUUCGGACGGCUGCCGGCUGCGACUUGUGCCAAUAUGAUUGCAUGUGUUGCAGGUAUUGGUAGUACCUUUUCAAGAAAUUUCAUUGAAUUCACCGUUUGCCGCUUUUUUGUUGGCAUGGGAUAUGACAACUGCAUGAUGAUGACUUAUCUCCUCGCCCUAGAGUAUGUGGCUCCGAAAUACCGUACAUUGAUGGCAAAUUUGCCUUUCGCGCUGUUUUUCACAUUGGGAUUGACUAUACUGCCAUGGAUUUCAUUGGCUUGCGGACAUUGGAAAGCUAUAGGAUUGGCAACUAGUGUCCCUUUGGCAUUGUCUCUCCUUGCCCCAUUUAUAAUGCCGGAAAGCCCGAGAUGGUUAUUGUCCAAAGGACGAGUGGAAGAUACUAUCGAUAAAGUCCUUUCGGUUGGACGAAUAAAUAAAAAACCGAUUCCGUCAAAAAUGGUGGAAAAAUUUAGAUUAUCAGCGACAAAAAAAGCAGACAAUACUGGAAGUGCGAGUGUGUUGCAGUUGUUAAAGAGUUCAGUUUUAAGAAAAAUGUUUAUUUGCAUAUGUUUGGUGUAUAUGUGCCUCAUGAUCAUAUUUGACGUAUCAGCAAGAAGUGUGGGACAGUUACAAUUUGACUUCUUUUUAUCUUUCACUCUUGUUUCAUUGACUGAGUUGCCGUCUUUGCUAAUAGUUUCGUUUGUUUUGGAUUACGCUGGUAGAAAGUGGAUGAUGAUUGGCGUGUGCCUUGUAUGCUGCAUGUUUUCAUUGUUUACACCAUUUCUAGCUGAUGGACUAAUUUCUGUGUUAUGCGCUAUGGUAGUAAGGUUUACUAUAAACAUAGCAUGUAACGCGACCAUGCAGUGGUCUGCUGAGGUGCUUCCAACGCCAGUACGUGGUUCAGGAUCAGCUAUAAUACAUAUAUGUGGAUACGUAGCCACAGUAAUAUCGCCCUUCAUUGCAUAUCUUCAAGUUGUCGCGUACUAUCUUCCUUUGACAAUUUGUGCAUGCGUUGCAAUAUUGGCCAUACUCCUAGCACUCAACUUACCAGAGACAGCCAAGCAGGAUCUGCCUCAAACAUUUGAAGAUACCGAAAAUAUGAUCAAAUCGCAGCCUUUCUGGGAUUUUCCACGUAGAAAGAAAGAAAAUAAAGAAAGUUCGUAUGUCAAUAGGUCAUUCGAGCUUGACUAGGUCUAGGGAUAGUCUGUAGGUAAUAAUUUUCGCCAAUUUAAGUGCGUUCUAAUGAGGUUCCACCAGUGUGCGAAACGAUGACCACUUCCAAACUUUUUAAAUGUUUGGUGAUAUAAUUACCGUGGAAAUGGGCUGGUGGUCUUGUUCAUGUAUUUUAAUGGUAAUUUAUAUCUCUAAAAAAAGGAUAGAUCUUCACAGCUAUAUUUUGGUUUGACAUGGCAACAUUUUGUGAAACUUAUACACAUAAUGAAGCUAUUAUGAUUGAACCACACAGAGAUAAGUCCUUUGUUAAGAUAAUAUUCUAUGGUGUAAUUUAAAAGAUGUUGGCAAUAUUGUUUUUUUAAUAAUGCUAGUAAAAAUUUGCUGAGCGUAACGAUUUCAAAAUGCGAAUUUGUUAGUAAACUUUUUUUUAAACAUCAUCAUU
Molecule: messenger RNA, 2255 nt
Organism: Ostrinia nubilalis (European corn borer)
Lineage: Eukaryota; Metazoa; Arthropoda; Insecta; Lepidoptera; Crambidae
Product: carcinine transporter-like
Exons: 1
Coding region: 116-1831 (571 amino acids)
Biological process (GO): transmembrane transport
Cellular component (GO): membrane
Molecular function (GO): transmembrane transporter activity
Source: RefSeq, a predicted model, not a curated record